Messenger RNA from Cercopithifilaria johnstoni, 2439 nucleotides. Lineage: Eukaryota; Metazoa; Nematoda; Chromadorea; Rhabditida; Onchocercidae. The record is from the annotation of a GenBank genome assembly.
AUGUUCGGUGGCUCGAAGGGAACUGGUACAGGAUUUACCUUUGGGUCAGCUUCAACUACAACAAAUACGACAAUAGCAAGUAUACCGGGAACAGCGAAACCGUUGUUUUCUUUUGGUAGUGUUACGACAGCUUCUGCUACCACAACUACUACACAAUCCUCCGGAUUUUCCUUUGGCGCCACAUCGAAACCAUUGUUAUUUGGUGGAACUGCUACAAAUAUUCCUUCCACUACCGGUAUCACAACUGGAUUUAGUUUUGGAUCCACAGCUAAUAAAGGAACAGGAAGUAUUUUUGGCAGUACAUUUACUUCAUCUGCCAGUUCACCUUCAACGACUGCCGGUGGUGGAUUUAUGUUUGGUGCGAAACCGGUUGGUAGUUCUGGUAGUUUGUUUGGUUCCUUAACGACAACAGCAUCAUUAACACCAGUAACAACAGCAACAGUAGUAACAACGGCUGCUGCAAAUACAACUGCAUCAAUCUUUUCCUCAUCUCUUGGUCUUGGUGCAAAGCCGUCUUCAUUGUUCGGUAAUCUCACAUCACCAAUGUCAACCAAUGCAUCAGCCGCUACUACGAAUGCACAGCCUAGCAAUGGAGGUCUUUUAUUUGGGACUACAUCUGCAACAAUUGCUUCAAAUACUGGCUUUGGAUUUGGGCCAUCAAUUACAGCGACAACUGUUGCAAUAGCCAGUACAGCUCCAUUUUGUUUUGGUACCUCGAUUUCAAAUAGCCAAUCUUCUGGUUCUUUGUUUGGACCCACAACGUUGCAACCACCUGCUGCUGCUGCUGUUUCAUCUACUACAGCUGUUGAUGUUUCGCCGAGUAGCCUAUUUGGCCAGAAAUCAGGUUCGGGCAGUUUGUUCGGUCAGGUUACUGCUGCAUCGUCAAGCACUCUUCCAAUAACUGGAUUUCUGUUUGGUGCUUCUACCACAGCAAAAUCAACAUCUGGCUUACCUGCGGCAAUUAGCACUAUUGCAUCUACUGCUACUGCGCUGACUACUACUGCUGCCCCGGUGUUAUCUUUUGGUUUUAACACGUCGACUGCUGUAAGCGGAAAUACACCAUCUUUAUUUGGUUCUACUACAUCUUCAUUAACUGCAACAACUGCCGCACCUACUGCUGUGUUCGGGUCUCUUGCUUCCACGGCAGUUCCUCCAUUUUCCGGGCUGUUCGGGACUAAAACUACAUUAGGCACAACAUCUGCGACAAUUGCGACUUCGAUAUCUGGAUUAAAUAAUUCUUCAGUUCCAUCGUUGGCAACUACAACUAGUACCGCAAUGCUCCCUUUUGGUACUACAAUUAUUCUCCAGAUAAAUAUUUCGUGUUUAGCGCCCCCAAAUCGAUCAGCAGCAACGGCCACCUCCCUUGCUUCAGUUGCUACCGCUGCAUUUCCCUUUGGUUCCUCAGUUCUAUCACCAGCAUCGAACGCAGUGCCGUCAAAACAACCAGUAGUGAGCAUGACUUCAACCGCUCCGACAAUGUCACUAUUUGGAGUUACACCGCAGGCUGCAGGUCCUGUUACCACUGCAGCAGCUAAUGGGUUUACCUUUGGACAAUUAGCAGCAACAACAGCGACAGCAGUAGUAACACCGGCGACAAAUACUAUUUCCUUACCAAUUAUGACGUCUUUUUCACAGUCCGCCACAACUACUCCCGGUAUGUUUACGACAAGUGCGGUGACUUCAGCCGGUUCAGCAUUAUCUUCAAUACUACAUCCAUCGAAAACAACUGCAGCUACUUUACCAGCAACUACUUCUACCGUAACAGUUACAACUGUUGCUUCAGCAAUACCUUCAAGUGCUUUAGCGGGUGCUGUUCCUGCUGCUGCUGCAAUUACAUCUGAUAAACCAAUCACAUUUGCGCAACUGGAACAGCUUGUAAACCGUUUAACACUUGAUGUCGAAGCACAACAGCGCGUUUUCAUGUCCCAAGUACUGGAAUUGAAUGCAUUUGAUCGUGUUUUGCGUGAAAAUCAGCAAAAGGUUCUUGAUAUAAGCGAAGAGAUUAAACAAUUGGAAGAAGAGAAAGAUCGGUUUUUGCACACCGUCGAUUUCAUUUCUCAACAGCAAACUGAACUUGAAGUUUUAGUUGUUGAGCUAGAAAAGGCUUUAGGUCUUAGUGAUUGGACGGAAAUGGCACCAAUAGGACUGCCAGAUCCAGGUGUAGCCACUCAUGCUGACUUGCAGCGACAAGCUAUGCUGCAGUUACAGCUACAGAUUGAUGCGCAGAUAAAACAAGCAGAUGAUGACAUCAAUGACAUUAUCGAACAGGUUAAGGAACUACAAAGAACUAAUGUUGGUGUCGAUGACCAAGCUGAAACGGCAGACCAAAUUGCGCAAAUCCUUAGGCGUCAACUGGAUGCUUUGCAAUGGAUUGAUGAACAAAGCUGUGACUUAAAAAAUAAAGUAACAAAAUUAUCAGAAGGAUUAUCGACAAGAUGA